AUGCUUGUGGGUCUUAGACGGCCUUUCAAAAGAGCAAUCAACGGCAACUACGACGCAGCGGUCGACGAUGACUAUCUACGGAAAAUAAUCGAGAAAAAGAAAGAAGGAGUGCUAGUAAACAGAGGUAUGGUGAGUUCUACCGGCAACGCUCAUGAAAGCACCACUCCGAAAAACAAGAGCCGCGGGGGAUCAGGAACAAAUACCUCGGAACGUGAAAGAAGAGGCAGUUCUAUCAGGCGAGAUGAGCAAACCGACAAAUGUGAUUCCAAAGAACAACCAAAGCACGAUAGGGAAAAAGAUCCUUCUCGCCGUGAACGUGAUUCUCAAGAGUUUGCAAAACCACCAAAGCACGAUAGGGAACCGGAUCCUGCUGCCCAUCAGCGUGAGUGCCAAGAACAAUCAAACCAGGAUAUGGAACAGGAUCUUGCUCGUUGCCAACGCAAAGCACCAGACGACGAAAUUGAGAAACGAAUCAACGCGGCCGUUGGCGCUCAGAUCGGAGCGUUGGACAUCCCUCCGUUGCGGUCGGAGGUUCAGCGGAAACUUGCACGAAUGGACGACGAAAUCCAAUUUCUCGAUCAAAUGGUCCGAGUGCUAGGAAGACGAGUCGCCAAAUUGCGUGUGCACAAUAAAUCGAGGUUGCCUGUUAUGCCAAUGAUGCCACCGCCAGGGUCGGCAAUUUGA
Cladophialophora bantiana CBS 173.52 is the source of this 684-nucleotide messenger RNA. RefSeq lists its product as uncharacterized. Lineage: Eukaryota; Fungi; Ascomycota; Eurotiomycetes; Chaetothyriales; Herpotrichiellaceae. Bases 1 to 684 code for a protein of 227 amino acids. The transcript has a single exon. The record is from RefSeq and is a predicted model, not a curated record.